UUGCCCCAGGAUUUGACACUUUCUCGUGGAAACAAACUCCCAAUUCCAGGAAAAUGUUUUCCAAGCCUCAAAUUUUCCCCAUGAAUCAAUCGGUUUUCCUCCUUUUACUUCUCCUUUCGGUUCUCUGCUUCGUCCAGGCACAAUCUGCCCCGGGCCAGAGCAGCAAUUUCCAACCAAGCCUGGCAGUGGUAAUUGGAAUCAUGGCUAUAAUGUUUUCAUUAACAUUCAUCCUCAUCGUAUACGCGAAGUUCUGCCACGAGCCGGCCAAUGCUCACAACGAUCGCGAAGCCGUCCAAAGUCCCCAGAUUCCUAACGGAUUCGUGAGACAGAAUUCGCUGUAUCGUGGGAUCGAUAAAACGGUGAUCGAGUCCAUACCUUUCUUUCGGUUCUCUUCCCUUAGAGGGUCGAGGAGAGGGCUGGAAUGCGUGGUUUGUCUCUCCAAAUUCGAAGACGUUGAGAUCCUUCGAUUAUUGCCAAAGUGCAAGCACGCCUUCCACAUCGGUUGCAUCGACGAGUGGCUGGAAAAGCACUCGAGCUGCCCUCUCUGUAGGGUCAAAAUCUCCGCGGAUGAUCUUGCUACGAUAACGUACACGGAUAGCAUGAGGUUCUUGUCGAGCCAGGUAGAGGUGGUGAAUCAGGUGAUAGACGACCCGGGCGUGCAGCUUUACGUUCAGAGGGAAGGCAGCAGUCGGUCCUGGUCUUCGAGAUUUCGAAACAGCUUGAGGAGAUCGGGCAGCGGUGUUAUGAAGCACGAGGAACUGCCAAUCAGAGAAAACGACGGCGCUGUCGACAAAGAAGACAGCUCCAUGCAUAAGUUCAACCACAAGAUCAUUGUGUCGGAUGUCGUGCUGAAGAAGAGGUGGAGCUAUCUUAGUUCCUCCGACCUUGCGAAGUUGAAUUCAGAAAUGCUUGGCGAUGUCUCACGCAAGAGGUUUUCUUGUCUUGAUACAAACACACUAGAAAACUCGACGACAUGGGCGACUGAAGAGGGCGGAAUCCGAUCGGAGAUCAAUGAGGAGACGGGGAGGAAAACGGGUUUCGAACCCAAGGUUGGUAAGUUGAAUCGGAAUAAUUCGUUCCCAUCAUCGAGUGACGCUGAUUCUUCGAAUCAAUCGAGAGUUUUGAACACGAAUGACAGGAGAUCGAUGUCGGAGAUUACUGUUUUUUCAAGAUUCAAGAGGAAUGGCAAUGCAAGGGAAUCCCCUGUUGCUCAAAAUGGUGGAAAGGAGGAGAGAUUGAAGAGGCUUUGGCAGCCGAUUGCGGAAAGAACAGUUCGAUGGUAUGGUGAUAGAGACAAGAGAUCUCAACAGUCGAAUAACAUGAGAGAAUCGUUGAAUGUCUAAUUUCAUGGAUAUUAAGGUCUUAUGUGUGUACAUGUAUACUCUACAUGAGUAAGAAAUUAACACAUCUCUCUCUCUAACCCUAGCCGCAGCCUUCCUCCCUCCCCCCUCCCCCAAGGUUUUACACCCUUAUAGGGCGGCGGGAGGGGAGGGAUUUCACCCCCUCGUGGGUGUUUUUCUUCUCCUGAUUUUAGAUUUGGGAGUUUUUCUCUCUUUCCUUCUCUGUUACCUCCCAUCCUCCUCUCUUAAUCCACCAGCCUCCAGCCGUCUGUGUUUAGCGGCUCAUGGUCGCCGGAGGUGUGUGUUGUCGAGUUCGCCGGUGGUCUUGUCGGGAUAGAGCUUUGGCUUAGGGAUGGCUUGUGACAGUGUGGAGUUCUUACAACUUGUCGUAAAUUGGUGCAACUCAGCGUGACUUGGUGGUGGGCCCACAUCACAGGGUGACUCCGUGGUUGAUUUUGACUAUUUUUUCUUUUUGUUUCCAUUUAGAAUGUUGGGUGUUUUUGUUUUCUUCUGAAUGUUGGUGGGAUUUGCAUUUUUCCUAGGUGUGAAUUUAUUUCAGGGUAACGUUGAGCUAAUGAUUCCAGGGUAACGUUGAGCUAAUGGUGUGGAGCACUGUGUGGCUUGUAAAGACUGCCAUCCUCAACUAAAGAAAUAAGUAGCAACAAUUUUUCCUUGUGUAGGAGAAAAUUUUCUCCUACAUGAUGGAUAGUAUGUUUUGUAUUUAGCAGAACAUAUGUACACUUGAUUAUAUUGUUUCCAUGGUUAGACUCGUUC
Rhododendron vialii is the source of this 2114-nucleotide messenger RNA. RefSeq names its product putative RING-H2 finger protein ATL12. The coding region runs from base 54 to 1343 and encodes 429 amino acids. NCBI's taxonomy places the organism in Eukaryota, Viridiplantae, Streptophyta, Magnoliopsida, Ericales, Ericaceae. The record is from RefSeq and is a predicted model, not a curated record. The transcript has a single exon.